Messenger RNA from Fraxinus pennsylvanica, 1065 nucleotides. The record is from the annotation of a GenBank genome assembly. NCBI's taxonomy places the organism in Eukaryota, Viridiplantae, Streptophyta, Magnoliopsida, Lamiales, Oleaceae.
AUGGCAACUCUUUCAGAAGCCUAUAGAGACAAUCCUAUUGAUCUUCAACAUAUUAUUCCUCUCGAUUUCGACUCCGUUCACGAGUUACCUGAUUCACAUACAUGGUCUGAUCACGUCAAUAAUCUCUACUUAGAAAAAUAUACAUAUUUGAAGCACACACCGAUGGAUGAAGAAUCUAGUGUACCAAUUAUUGAUCUAAGUGCUCCAAACGUUGUGGAGCUUGUUGGCAAUGCAUGCGAAACGUGGGGUAUGUUUCACGUGGUUAACCAUGGUGUUUCCUCGAUUCUUGUCGAUGAUGUCGAAUCACAUGCUCAACAGUUGUUUUCGCUUCCAACUCAACAUAAGUUGAAGGCCCUACGAGCACCCGAUGGAGCCACCGGGUACGGCGUUGCUAGGAUAUCACCAUUUUUCUCCAAGUUAAUGUGGCAUGAGGGCUUCACCAUUAUGGGCUCCAUAGUUGAGCAUGCAAAGGAACUUUGGCCCCACGACUAUGAAGAUUUUUGUAAUGUAAUGGACAAUUAUCAAAAAAAGAUGAAAUCAUUAGCCUAUCAAAUCAUGCUUCUAAUCCUCAAGUUCUUGGACAUAACUAAAGAAGGAGAAGAAGAAAUGAUUUCUACAUCAUCUAUCUACGAAUGCGAAGGUGCACUGCAACUGAAUUCUUACCCCUGCUGCCCGGAUCCGAAUCGAGCUAUCGGGUUAGCCCCGCAUACCGAUUCACUCCUCCUCACUAUUCUUCACCAGAGUGAAACAAAAGGGCUUCAAAUUCAUCGAAAUGGAGUCGGGUGGGUAGCUGUUCCUCCAGUAUCCGGAGCCUUAGUUGUGAAUAUAGGAGAUUUAUUUCACAUUUUAUCGAAUGGAAGAUUUCCCACAGUUUAUCACCGUGCAGUUCCGAAUCAGGAUGCGCAUAGAAUUUCUGUUGCGUAUUUUUAUGGACCUCCGGCGGACACCAUUGUUGGGCCACUGAAUAAACUUCCGUGUCCAAGAUAUCGUUCGUUGACAGUGAAAGAGUAUAUUAGUCUCAAGAAUAAGCAUCUUGAGAAUGCUCUUUCUUUGAUCAAGUUUUGA